AGCAUCACGAGCAAGCCAGGGCUCCGCUCCCGCCGGCUUUCUGCGCGCCUUGGAAGGACGGCAUGUUUGGCUGUGGGCUCCCGGGCGCUGUGCUGGGCGGGCUCCUGGGCUCCUGGCUCCUCCUAGCAGGAUCUAAUUUAGGAUCCAAGCUGAGAGGUCCAAAACUAAAUACACAAAAACAAUAUGUCAUACAAGCAGGAGAUUCUUUAAACCUCGUGUGCAGUGGGGAAGUGGCCCAUUCAUGGUCUUUGCCUGAAGGUCUAAGUAAAGACAGCAGACGUCUAAAUAUCACUACAUAUACUUGCGGAAGAAACAAAAGACAGUUCUGUAGUAGCCUGACUUUGAACAGAGCACAAGCAAAUGACACAGGAUAUUAUAGCUGCAACUAUCCAUCCUCAAAUGCUGUAAGAAAGAAGACAGUAUCUACAACAUAUGUAUUUAUUAAUGAUACACACAGUCCAUUUGUAGAGGUGCACAGUAAUAUACCAAAAACUAUGAACAUGACUGAUGGACAAGAGCUUAUCAUCCCAUGCAGAGUCACAGCACCAGAUAUUCCUGUUACAUUAAGAAUGAUUCCAGGUGAAGUUCCCAAAGGGAAGAUUAUCUGGGAUAGUACUAAAGGUUUUAUAGUACCAAAUGCUACAUUUGAAUUCAUAGGCCUCUUCAGUUGUGAGGCAAUUAUUGGUGGACACAAAUACAAUACUAUGUACCUAACAUACAGACAAAAAAACAUCAUCUUUAAUGUCAAAUUAAAUGCCUCAAGACCAGUCAAGUUGCUAAAAGGAGACAACCUUGUUCUUAACUGUACUGUCACUGCAUCCUGGAACACAAGAGUGCUUAUAACAUGGAAUUAUCCUGGUGAGAGAAGCAAAAGAGGCACCAUAACUUCAAGCAUUAACCAACGGAAUUAUGGAGCCAAUGUAUUCUACAGUAUUCUUGUUGCUGAUAAAGUUCGUGAUGUUGAUAAAGGACUCUAUACUUGCAAUGUAAAGAGUGGCGAAUCUCUCAGAUCGGUUAAUGCAACUGUCCACAUUUAUGAUAAAGCAUUCAUCAGUUUGAAACACCGAAGAAAAAAUGUUCUGGAAGUUGUAUCUGGCAAGAAAUCAUAUCGAAUUUCUAUGAAAGUGAAAGCAUUUCCUACACCAGAGGUUAUAUGGUUGAAGGAUGGGCUACCUGCUGCUGAGAUGUGUGCCCGGUAUAGAAUUAAAAGUUAUGCACUUACCAUAAAACAUGUUGCAGAAGAAGAUGCAGGAAACUACACUAUACUGUUGAGCACACAACAAUGGAACUUACGUAAAAACUUAACAGUCACACUCAGAGUAAAUGUGAAACCUCAGAUAUAUGAAAAAAUGUCCUCGCUUCCUGGUCCUAAUCUAUAUCAAGUUGGCAGCAAGCAAACCCUGACUUGCACCAUUUAUGGUAUUCCCCAGCCUACAAUUAAAUGGACCUGGAAUCCUUGCCACCAGAAUCAUUCCAGAUCAAGGCAUGACUUUUGCUCCAAUCCAGAGACACCUUUCACUUUGAAAUCUGGCAGCACUACAGGAAACAGAAUCCAAAGAAUCACCCAGAGAACAGCGAUGAUAGAGGGGAAGAAUAAGACUGCUAGCAUUUUGACUGUGGAUGAAUCCAAGGUAUCUGGAAUCUACACCUGCAUUGCUUCCAAUAAAUUAGGAACUGAUGAAAGAAACAUUCGUUAUUUCGUAACAGAUGUGCCGAGUGGAUUCCAUAUUAAUUUAGAGAAAAUGCCUAUUGAAGGAGAAAACCUGGUGUUAUCCUGUUUAGCCAGCAAAUUCCUAUACAAAGACAUUGCCUGGAUUUUACCAAGAACAGUUAACAACCAAACAAGAGUCAAAAAGGCAGCCACUAAGGAGUAUUCCAUUGACCUCACCCUUACCAUCAAGAACAUUUCACUUGAACAUUCAGGCUCCUAUGCCUGCAGAGCAAGGAAUAUAUACACUGGCGAAGAAGUGCUUCAAAAGAAAGACGUUACAGUCAGAGCUCAGGAAGCACCAUUUCUAUUGCGGAACCUCACUGAUAAGGUUGUCAACGCCAGUCACUCUCUUACUCUGGAGUGUCUUGUUCAUGGUCAACCAGAGCCUCAGAUAUCCUGGUUUAAAAACAGCAAAGAGAUACAGCAUCAACCAGGUAUAAUAUUAGGGCCAGGGAGCCAGAGCCUACUGAUUGAGAGGAUACAAGACGAUGACGCAGGGCUCUACCGCUGUGUGGCUGCUAACCUAAAAGGAGCAGUAGAAAGUUCAGCCUUUGUCACCAUUCAAGGAAUUCCGGAGAGCUCAAACCUAGAACUAAUCACACUGACAUGCACCUGCGUGGCAGCCACACUCUUCUGGCUUCUAUUGACCCUCUUCAUACGCAAGCUAAAAAGGCCUUAUUCCUCUGAAAUAAAGACAGACUAUUUAUCAAUCAUAAUGGAUCCUGAAGAAGUUCCCUUAGAUGAACAAUGUGAACGACUUCCUUAUGAUGCCAGCAAGUGGGAGUUUGCCCGAGAAAGGCUUAAACUUGGAAAGACGCUUGGGCAAGGAGCUUUUGGAAAAGUGGUACAAGCAGCCGCUUUUGGAAUUAAAAUGUCACCCAGAUACAAAGUCGUGGCUGUGAAGAUGUUGAAAGAAGGAGCCACAGCCAGUGAGUAUAAAGCUCUGAUGACUGAACUGAAGAUCCUGAUCCAUAUUGGUCAUCAUCUUAAUGUUGUGAAUCUGCUUGGAGCUUGCACAAAGAGUGGAGGGCCACUAAUGGUGAUUGUUGAAUAUUGCAAAUAUGGGAAUUUAUCAAGCUACUUGAAGAGCAAAAGGAAUUUUUUCUCUGCAAACAAGGACGCUUCCAUUCAAGUAGAGCUGAUGACAGAGGAGAAGAAUGUUGAGCCGGUUGGUGGUAAAAAAAGGAGGUUGGAGAGCAUCCCAAGUAGCGAGAGCUUAGCAAGCUCUGGGUUUCUGGAAGACAAAAGUUUAAGUGAUGCGGAAGAGGAAGAGGAGGAUGCUGAUGAUUUUUACAAGUGGCCCCUCAGCAUGGAAGACCUAAUUUCUUACAGUUUCCAGGUGGCCAGAGGCAUGGAGUUCUUGUCAUCUCAGAAGUGCAUUCAUCGUGACUUAGCGGCCAGAAACAUCCUUUUAUCUGAAAACAAUGUGGUGAAGAUCUGUGAUUUUGGCCUUGCACGAGAUAUUUAUAAGAAUCCUGACUAUGUGAGAAAAGGCGAUGCACGUCUUCCUCUCAAAUGGAUGGCACCAGAGUCUAUAUUUGAUAAAAUCUAUAGUACUAAGAGUGAUGUUUGGUCUUACGGAGUUCUGCUGUGGGAAAUAUUUUCUUUAGGUGCAUCGCCGUAUCCAGGUAUUCAAAUAGAUGAAGACUUUUUCAGCAAAUUAAAAGAAGGAUUACGAAUGAAAGCUCCAGAUUUUGCAACACCAGAAAUGUAA
This is a messenger RNA of Heteronotia binoei (common prickly gecko), 3425 nucleotides long. RefSeq names its product fms related receptor tyrosine kinase 1 (gene FLT1). Gene Ontology annotation, cellular component: plasma membrane; signaling receptor complex. The record is from RefSeq and is a predicted model, not a curated record. The coding region runs from base 63 to 3425 and encodes 1120 amino acids. Gene Ontology annotation, molecular function: vascular endothelial growth factor receptor activity; ATP binding. NCBI's taxonomy places the organism in Eukaryota, Metazoa, Chordata, Lepidosauria, Squamata, Gekkonidae. Gene Ontology annotation, biological process: protein phosphorylation; cell migration; positive regulation of kinase activity. The transcript has 25 exons.